AUGGUGGAAUGGUACCCUGGUGAGAGACUGUUACAGUACGAGGCCCAGCAGGUAGUUCUUUUAGACAUGUGCUGUGUCCCUGACACCACCACAGCUCUGAGAGGUCUCAGCACACAGAAAAGGGCUCUGGCAGUGCCUCCAGGCUGCCCUCCAGGUUCCAUCCCCCACCCCCGCGCCCCGGAGGUGGAUAGCCAGGCCGAGUCUCCUGCUUCAGCCCAAGUCCAGCCCCCAGUCUCUCCUGUUGCUAAGGCGGGCUGGGACUCAGCGUUUGCGUUUCUUUUACACAUCUGCAACUUUCACCCUAUCCGACCUCCUAGCAGCCUCCUCACCCCAGCUCUCACCCCAAGGCAACCACGGCGGGCAAAACCCAAACACCCCGAGCGCAAUUCAGAGCUUUCCCUGGGAGUGUCGGGCCCGGAGACAGGAAAUCCGGGGAGUUGGCGAUGUCCGGCAGGUGGCGGGGACCCUAGUCACCACCACAUUCUCCUCCCACGGCUGAGCUCGAACCGGGGCGCGGCGAGAGGCGCGGACUGCGACCGGCCCCGCAGGCGCCCGAGCCUCCCGGGAGCCUUGCUCUCCGGUCCCCCUUCCCGGUGCGCAUCCCUGAGUUGGGGACGCAGCCAGCUCUCGCCCAUCCGCAGCCAGACGGAGGCGCCGCCGCCCUCGGGGAAACGAGGGCGAAGCCGGGGCCAAGCGUCCCCGCGAGCCGCGCUCUUGGGUCCUCCGUCCCCACGUCCCCGCGCGCGCUGCCCCCGCCACCGACGCUCAGCGUCCUCCGGCCGCCCCGCUCGGCCCCAGCUCCCUGCCCCCGGGAAGCAGCUCCCCAGCCUGGGCGGCUCCUUCACGUCCCCUUCCCCCAAAGUCCGAGGAAGUCCAACUCCGAGCGGCCCGCAGGCUUGCCGCGGCGGCGGGGACCUGCGGAGAGAGCAUGGCGCGGAGAGGGGCAGAGCGCCGCGCCGGGGGGCUGCUGCCCGGAGAGAGCGGGCACCGGCGCCCUGCGCCUCCCCGCUUCCGGAACCUGGGGACAAACGCGCGGGUCCCCACCCGAGCACUCCCCUUUACCUGGCACGGCCGGCGACUCUCCGGGGACCUUCGGUCCAGACUCCUUCGGGGCGGGCGUCCAGGUCACAUCGCUGCCAACCCCGCCGGGCGCCAGGUGUCCCGCUGCGUCCCUUCGCCUCCGCUUGCGACGUGCCCCCGCCCCCCACCCCCCUACCCCCUGUAUCAAAAGUGUCACAGCUUUUCUGCCUUCGGAUCUUUCGCAAAGUCUCCGCACGGUCGCCAGGAGUUGGGCUGCAAUGCCAGGCGCGCCAACCCCGCGGAUGCCCUGCCCCGCCCUCCCGCGGCCCCCUGCGCUCGGCCCGGACGGGGAGAAGAGCCGCCUCGUCGCGGUCACCGUCCCCGGAGCGCGGCGCGCGGCCCGCCUCCCCUCCCUCGCGCCUUCCCUAG
Lontra canadensis (Northern American river otter) is the source of this 1449-nucleotide messenger RNA. Its product is annotated as proline-rich protein 2-like. The transcript is spliced from 3 exons. The record is from RefSeq and is a predicted model, not a curated record. The coding region runs from base 1 to 1449 and encodes 482 amino acids. Lineage: Eukaryota; Metazoa; Chordata; Mammalia; Carnivora; Mustelidae.